AGAAGAAAUAUUUUACCCGCUAAAUUGAAUCCGUGUUUGUUUCUCUAAAAUUUCUCACGGUCGCCCUGAUUAAGCAGGUCGGAGGUUUUCAGCCUGCCGCCAUGGAGUAAUCGUUAGGGUUUCUGUUUCUUUAAAGUUUCUUCAAACCUUUGAAUGUUACAAAUAUUUCAGAAAUCCGAAGACAUUUAAUUCGAUAUUAACAAGAGUUUAAGAUGGAGCCGGAGGUGAUAGAAGCAGAGUUAGUGUUGCCGAUCCACCUGAAUUUCAAACGAAUUCAAAUGUACGAAAAGUAUCCUAAAGGCCAAUCUAGAGGCAGGCACUGGAAACAUCUGAAGCAAAUUCUUCAAGCCGAGAACUAUCACAAUUACUCCCCCGAUGAACCCAACUAUGUUAAUAUUGAGUCACCUCCCUCAAUGCAUCCAUGCAAGAGAAUUUGUGAUAUAACAGGAUAUGAGGCACCAUACUAUGAUCCUAGGACUACUCUUCGAUAUGCAAACGCUGAUAUCUUCAAGGUCAUAAGAUCACUUCCUAAUGAGUACGUUCAGAGGUAUUUGGCCAUGAGAAAUGCAGCGGUAGUUUUAAGGUGAAGAUAUACAACACUUCUGUUGUCGAUUUGCUUGGCGUCUUUUUCGUUAUUGCAAGCGUUUGACAGAUAUCAACCGAAAGCAUGAGACUUUCCAUGUCGUUGAAAAUGCAGAGUGAAACCUGUUAAGUAUGCUUAAAAUGUAUAAUAUGUUUAUUUAUUCAAUCAUUUUGUGUAUUUAAUCGUCUUGGCAAUUCAUGUUUGGCUUGGGAUUUGUUAGAUAAAGUUGAUUCAGUUAGUUAAAACUCUCCUAGCUACCAAACACCCCUGAUGGGAUUGCAGUUGAGGAAAA
Messenger RNA from Benincasa hispida (wax gourd), 875 nucleotides. RefSeq names its product chromatin-remodeling complex subunit. Gene Ontology annotation, cellular component: Ino80 complex. Gene Ontology annotation, biological process: chromatin remodeling. Lineage: Eukaryota; Viridiplantae; Streptophyta; Magnoliopsida; Cucurbitales; Cucurbitaceae. The record is from RefSeq and is a predicted model, not a curated record.